Messenger RNA from Micropterus salmoides (largemouth bass), 796 nucleotides. RefSeq names its product craniofacial development protein 1-like. The annotation marks the transcript as partial. The record is from RefSeq and is a predicted model, not a curated record. The transcript is spliced from 4 exons. Lineage: Eukaryota; Metazoa; Chordata; Actinopteri; Centrarchiformes; Centrarchidae.
GUCGCCACAGGAAGUCAGUUUCCUCUUUUGCAGAAAGCUAACGCUACAAUUAUAACGUUCCCCUGCUUCAUACUGACACACUGAAUUUAUUUAUAUUUAUGACAGACUUGAAAAAGCAACGUUUAAGCGUUGUUUGUGAUAGUAUCGAGGCAUUUGUAGCCAGUUAGGAUUACGAUUGUAGCGUUGUGAAAGCAACAAUAAGCUAAGGUAGUAAUUGCAACAACCUUUUUAUUUAUCUAAGUUACCAACGUUGGUCUGAAGCCUUUUCUCCAAAAUGAUGAACUAUUCUGACUACGACUCUGAUGGAUACUCCUCUAAUGAAGAUGCAGACUACGUCCCAUCAGAUGAUAACCUCAGCGAGGAUGACAUUAAUGAGUGCGAAAAGGAAGACCCUCUGCACGGGGAUGAUGAUGUGCCGCAUCCUGACAAUGUUAGCAAGAAGAAGAGGAAGAAAAAGGACAUCAGUAUGAGAAAGAGGAAGAAAGGAGUACUGAAGGUAGACCAGGAAGAGACGUGUGGAGACGGAGCGGAGGAGGGACUGCCUCCACAGGAAGAGGUGGCAAAACCCGCUGAGGUACAGAAGGAUGAUGAUGACAGACAGAAGAAGAAAUCAGAUGACCUUUGGGCAAGUUUCCUGUCUGAUGUUGGAUCCAGGCCCAAAGAAUCAGCACCUGCCUCACAAUCAAAUACCACACAGAAGGAUGAUUCCUCAGUAUUGAAGGUUGCACCUUUGAGUACAGAAACAAAAGCCUCAGAACCUGCUAAAGUCACCAUCACUAAAGUUUUUGACUUCGCU